AUGACCACUGUGAGGUGCCUUUUGGCAGUAGCAGUAAAGAAAGGUUGGGAUUUAUUUCAAUUAGAUGUUAAUAACGAUUUUCUUCAUGGUGACCUACAGGAAGAUGUAUACAUGCAAUUUCCAGCAGGAGAUGACUUUACAGAAAUGGCAUUAUUAAAGGUUUUUCUUCAUUCAGAGUUCAAGAUUAAAGAUCUAGGACAUGCUCAUUUUUUUCUAGACCUGGCUUCCCCGCUUGAACCUUCCACAAAAUUGCGCGCUGAUGUUGGUGAUUUGUUGCCGGAUCCCACAAUUUAUAGAAGACUACUGGGGAAAUUGAAUUUCUUGACUCAUACAUGCCCAGAUUUGUCCUUUGCUGUGCAGCAUUUGAGCCAAUAUAUGCAGACUCCUCGACAACCUCAUCUUAAUGCAUCACUUCAUUGUCUCCGGUAUCUAUUAUCCAAUCCGGGUCUUGGUUUAUUUUUUCGGACAAACUCCUCUUUCAAGCUUUCAGCUUUUUGUGAUUCAGAUUGGAGUUCCUGUUCGGAAAAUCGUCGCUCUGUCAGUGGAUAUUUCAUCAGUCUUGGUGGUUCUCCUGUGUCUUGA
Nicotiana attenuata is the source of this 582-nucleotide messenger RNA. RefSeq lists its product as uncharacterized. Bases 1 to 582 code for a protein of 193 amino acids. NCBI's taxonomy places the organism in Eukaryota, Viridiplantae, Streptophyta, Magnoliopsida, Solanales, Solanaceae. The transcript has 3 exons. The record is from RefSeq and is a predicted model, not a curated record.